UUGAUCCGGCCAACGAUGGCACACCGAUGGUAGCUGGCUAUAGCCAAGGGGCCGGCCAGUCAGUGCGGCGAUGUCGACGACGACGAACGACGGUACGAGGGGGCGGCAGCCCCGAGCGCCGCCGCUGCUGCUCCUAUUGCUGCUGUCGCCGCUGUUUAUCCUGCCCCUGCUCGGUGGCUCUGUCUCGGCGGUACGAACACCCGCCCGGGAACAACAACAACAACAGCAAACCGGCAGCAAACAAGGGCGUGACGAGCCGGUCAUCGAGGAGGUCACGAGCAAGCAGCUCGAGCGGCUGCUCAAGGAAAAGGACUUUGUCGCCGUCUACUGGUACGAUCACGGAGACGAGGAUUCCCAGCAGGUGCUCACGGAACUGGAAAAAAUAGACGACGAUUGUGACAAGCAUGGCAUUCAGUUCGUGAAAAUUGAUGAUAGAAAAGCUGCCAAGGAAUUUGGCAUUGACUCCAUCCCAGCGAUCGUAUACUUUGAAAAACAGCUUCCCAACGUUUACGACGGUGAUCUCCAAAACGAGGACGAAAUAUUGGAGUGGCUGCUAUCGCAACUGGAACGAGAUGAGAUCGAGGACGUGACCGACGAAAUGCUGGACAGGCUAAUCAAGGAGGGAAAAACUUUGGCUGUGCUUUUCUACGAUAAGGAUCAGAAAAAAAGCUCCAAAGUGUUGGCCGAACUUGAAAAUAUUGAUGACGACUGUGACGAGCACAACAUAGCCUUCGUUAAAAUUGACGAUGCCGAGGAAGCAAAGGAAUACGGGAUCGACGAGCUUCCCACCCUCGUGCUCUUUGAGAAAAAAAUACCCCACAUUUACGACGGUGACCUCAUGAACGAAGAUCAGCUCUUGGGUUGGCUUCUCCACCAAAAGAAACAUAGCGAAAUACCCGAGGUCACGGACGAAAUGAUGGAAAAGCUCAUCGAAACAACACCGUAUCUUGCCGUUUUAUUUUACGAUAAAGAUGACAAACAAGACAUGAGGAUAUUAAAUGAGUUGGAAAACAUUGACGACGAGCUAUCGAAAGAGGGUAUAGUGAUCAUUCGCAUGGACAAUGACGCCGAGGCGAAAGAGUACGGGAUCGAUCACCUUCCGACUCUCGUUUAUUUCGAGGACAAAAUUCCGGCUCUCUACGAAGGCGAUCUCCUCAAUGAAGACGAAGUCCUCAAGUGGCUGAUUGAACAGAAAAAUACCGCUACCAUCGAGGAAGUUACGGACGAAAUUCUUGCCGAUCUUAUCGACGAGCACGAAUACGUCGUCGUAUACUUCAGUAAAAGUUGUACGACCUGUGAUAAAGUGUUGGCUGAAUUGGAAAAAAUCGACGAUGACACGGAUAAUUUCGGCGUGGACUUUGUCAAAAUCAACGACAAAAGAUUGGCUAAGCAGUACGGGAUCAAGACCUUCCCCGCGCUCACUUACUUCCGCGAAAAGGAACCAAUCAUAUACGAGGGUAAGUAAAAUUAUCAGAGAAAAUUAAUGAAACAAAAAAAAAAAAAAAAAAAAAAAAAAAAAAAAAAAAAAAAAAAAAAANGAAAUCUCGGCGAAAAAAGAAUAAUGUUUCAGUUGAUUUUACAUGUAUUUUUUUUUUUUUUUUUUUUUUGUCUUCUUUCAGAUAAGGAAGGAGAUAAAAAAAGCCAGAAGAUCCUCCAAGAGCUUGAAAAUAUUGACGAGGAAUGCGAAGAGAAGAACAUUGACUUCGUAAAGAUCUCGGACGAAGGGAUCGAGAAAGAAUACGAUCUCCCAAGUUUGCCAGCUCUCGCCUUUUAUCGGCACAAAUUUCGACAAAUUUAUACAGGUGAUCUGAUGCACGAAGAAGAAAUUUUGGACUGGCUACUUGAACUGCGCACUUCAAAGCCCGAUGUUAUUGAAAAUGUCGACAGAAAAACUCUGCAAGUUCUCAUUAACGAUGUCGAGCAUUUGGCUGUAUUUUUCUAUGACGAUGAUUGUGAAUCGUGCAAAGAAAUUUUAGAAGACCUCGAAACCAUAGAUGACGAUACGGACAAACAUGGUAUCCAGUUUGUUAAAUCGAAAGAUGCAAAGCUUGCCGCUGAAAUCGGUAUAUUCUCUUUUCCGGCACUCGUAUACUACGAAACGGGAGUACCCAUCAUGUACGACGGUAAUCUUCUCGACGAAGCAGAAGUUUUGGACUGGAUGGUGCGGCAAAAAAAUGACGAAAGUAUCGAAGAAAUUGAUCGUGAUACUCUCAGCAAGUACAUCGAAACUAAGGAAUUCCUCGCCGUGAUAUUUUUCAAGGAAGAAGAUCCCGAGAGUCCACGAAUUUUGCGCCACAUCGAGCUCAUCGAUGACGAAGCGGUCGAGUACGGGAUAAAAAUCGUGAAAAUGAGCGAUCGCCUGAUGGCCAAGAAAUAUGGAUUCCGCAACCCCCCGGGAAUCACGUACUUUCGCAAGGGAAAGUACAUAAAUUACGAUGGCGACAUCGACGACGAAGAGGAGAUACUGGACUGGCUGACGAACCCCGAGAACAUGGAGCUGAACGACCACAUAGAGCGGGUCAACAGGAAGAUGUUUCAAAAAAUCCGGCAAAACUCGGACUACGUGGCGGUGUUUUUCUACAGCAACGACUGCAAGCAGUGCAGCCGUGUCCUGAGCGAGAUCGAGCACAUCGACGACGAGGCCGAUGGCGCGGGAAUCAACUUCAUCAAAAUCGAUGACAAGCAAUUGGCCAAGGAGUACGGGGUUUUUGCCCUGCCUGGCAUUCUCUUCUUCAAAAUGGGCUCCAAAGAGCCGGUCAUCUACGCAGGGGACUUGUACGAUGAGCAACAAAUCUUGCAGUGGCUGAUGACACAGAAGGAUCCGUCGGGCGAGAUGAUAGAGGACCUCGAUGGUGAGGAUCUGCUGAACACCAUACGAGAAUCCGAUUCUCUGGCUGUCUACUUUUAUAGCGAUGACUGUGAACACUGCGCUGGGGUCCUCGAGGAACUGGAGAACAUUGACGACGACUGCGACAGGCAUGGAAUUACGUUUGUCAAAACACAAGAUUUCAAGGUAGCCGAGGACUACGGGGUCACGGAUUUUCCCGUUUUGGUCUACUACGAGAACGAAAUACCCAACGUCUUCGAGGGCAAUCUCUCGGAGGAGGAGGAGGUCCUCCAGUGGCUGAUCACCCAGAAGACGGAGGAUCGGAUAGAACUGAUAACGCGCACGAUGCUCGAGUCCUUCGUCGAGGACACGCAGUACUUGGCCGUGUAUUUUUACAAACAAAACUGCUUCAUCUGUGACGAGAUCCUCGAGGGAUUGGAGAAAAUCGACGACGAGUGCGACGUUUUUGGCAUUCAUCUGGUGAAAAUUCAAGACCCCCAAUUGGCCAAGAGGUACUCGAUCAAGACGUUCCCUGCGCUGGUUUACUUCAGGAACGGAAACCCACUGCUGUUCGAAGGUGACUUACAAAACGAGGAGUCGGUGCUCGAGUGGCUGAUUGACGACGACAACCGAGAACUGGCGGACGAAAUCGAGUCGGUCAACGGCCGCAUGCUGGAGAGAUUGUUGGACGAGUCGCCCUUCCUUGCCGUCUUUUUCUACGAGUGCGACCAAGUUUUGAAAGAGUUGGAAAACAUAGAUGACGAGCUCGACGAAACGGGUAUAGUGUUUGUGACGACGGAAGACGUUGGAUUGGCCAAGAAGUAUGGGUUGAAAAAUUUACCGACUUUGGUGUUUUUCCGUAACAAAGAGCCGCUUGUUUACAAAGGAGACAUCGAAGAUGAGGACGAAGUUUUGUCUUGGCUGACUGAUGAGAAUACUCUCGAGAUACCUGGAAAAAUCGAGGAGGUCAAUGCGAAAAUGUUGGAAAAUAUAUUGGAUGAAAAUGAUUACGUCGUUGUGUUUUUCUGUAAAAACGAUCAAGCACGAAGUACAGCAAGAAAUUAUGUUUCACCUAAAAAAGAUGAUCCCAAUCCAGAAAAGAAAAUUUUACAAUACAAUAGUGCGCAUAAGCUGAGGAUUGUCUGUGGUACUUAUUUUUCAGGUGACCCCAAGAAGGAGGAUGAUGUUCUGGAGUGGCUGCGUAAGAACCGAUUUCGCCAACCCGAGCUCAACAUCUACAUGUACAUGCUGAUUGCGGUGGCCAUCCUCUUCGCCAUGUACACGGGUUUUUUGCUCUCGUGCUUCCGCUCGGAGCCGCCCCCGCCCGCGGCCCAUCCUAAACAGGCGUGAUAACUGCCGCUCCAACCGACGAUUCGUACAAGUGAUAAUUGGUCGCAAAAGCCGGCCUUAAACGUCACGAUAGUGGCACAUGUAUGUAUGAUCAUCCGCGAUCGUAUGUGCAUCAUUUGUGUAGCGUCAUCUUCCAAGUUAGCCCAGCCAAGCCUUGUCCAGACCCAAAACCUUCCCCCCACAUCUGCCUGUCAUUUUCCAUCCAUCUGUACCUUAUUAUUUUCUCUCGUUGGUCCGUCCGAUAAGUAGGCGCUAUUACCUUGGCCAUCGGACAUUUGGACAUGAAGUUUAUGCCCGUUGUUGGCGCCAAAGACGCAACAAAAACAGCUCAAGCUGCUCCAACCCCUUAAAAAUUUUUAAAAGGGCUCAAAAAACGAUAAUAUUACAUAUAAAUUUGAACGCUAAUAAA
This is a messenger RNA of Copidosoma floridanum, 4586 nucleotides long. It is a transcript of the gene hlk, whose product is annotated as hulk. Lineage: Eukaryota; Metazoa; Arthropoda; Insecta; Hymenoptera; Encyrtidae. The record is from RefSeq and is a predicted model, not a curated record.